This is a messenger RNA of Spodoptera exigua (beet armyworm), 1173 nucleotides long. NCBI's taxonomy places the organism in Eukaryota, Metazoa, Arthropoda, Insecta, Lepidoptera, Noctuidae. The record is from the annotation of a GenBank genome assembly.
AUGGAGGACUGUAAACAGUCGUUCAAAGACUUGCUUCACACAAUAGCCAAGGAACAGAAGUUUGUCGACUACAGUUUAGACAUCAAGGAAAUAUCAAGCGGAGGAGCAAACUAUACGUCCAAGUUGUUCUCGGUGACUGUCACUGAGGGUACCCACACUCUACGACUAUUCUGUAAAGUCGCAGCCAUCGGUGAUAAGAUGCGAUCUCAGCUGGACAAGAUAUACACAACAGAACACUUUUUCUACACAAAACUUGCAAAAAUGUAUCGAAAUAUUGAAGACCAGUGUGGAAUACCAGAUGAACUUAAACUGAAUCUCAGCAAGUACUACGGAAGUAUUAUUCAGCUCAAUGAAGAAGCAAUGGUGCUGGAGGACCUCGUAGCAGCCGGGUAUGAGACUUACGACCGGUUCAAGUCGAUAGACUGGCCGUACGCGCAGGCUGCGGUCCGGGAACUGGCCAAGUUACAUGCAUGCGCCUGGGCAUACGCUAAAAAGGAACCUGAAGAAUUUGAAGAAAUUUUGAAACAAUUGUCGUUUGAUAUCGGUUUCGAAGUACCUGAAAUGCAGGCUUAUACAACCAAGGUGAUAGAUAAAGCAGUUCAAACAGUCCGGGAAGAAAACAAAGAAAUGUUUCAGAAAUAUUUCGAAAGCUUCGACGCGGAGGCAUACGCAGCGACUCAGAAAAGAAGCCGGCGGUUGGUGCUGAACCAUGGAGACUUCAGACCGAGUAACUUAAUGCAUAAAAUGCUUGACGAUGGCUCCUAUGACAUCAAGAUCGUGGACCUUCAGACGAUGCAGGGCGGCAGUCCGGUCAGCGACUUGAUCUUCUUCAUCUUCUCUGGUUCCGAUGAGAAGUUCCGCUCGCAGUACUUCGACAAGCUGCUGGAUCACUACUACUCAGAGCUCAGUGCGGCCAUGAAGAGGCUGCAUCUCAACCCUGACGAGACCUUCUCCCGAGAAGACUUCAACUAUGAAAUUAACGAGAAGCUGCCAUUCGGUCUAUCUCUGGCCACGUUCCUCAUUCCGGUCGUGACAGUAGAUACAGAAAAGGCCCCCCAGGUGGACGAGUCCCUCGACAUCACCAGUUUCAACAUGGAGAAGACUAACGAUCUUUAUACAGAAAGGCUGAACGGAGUAGUCAACGACUAUGUCAAGUGGGGCAUUCUCAAAUAG